This is a messenger RNA of Marchantia polymorpha subsp. ruderalis, 899 nucleotides long. Lineage: Eukaryota; Viridiplantae; Streptophyta; Marchantiopsida; Marchantiales; Marchantiaceae. The record is from the annotation of a GenBank genome assembly.
CGCUCUUCGCUCUCGUUUUGUCUUCCCAAGCAUUUUUGCAAUCUUCAUCGCCAUAGCCGCGGUUGGAUCACUUAAUUCGUGAAAAUGUCGACGAGCGAGCUUGCCGUGACAUAUGCAGCUCUCAUCUUGCACGAUGACGGCAUUCCCAUCACUGCCGAAAAGAUUGCCACUUUGUGCAAAGCAGCCAAUGUGCAGGUCGAGUCUUACUGGCCCGGUCUAUUCGCCAAGCUUCUGGAGAAGAGAAGUGUCGAUGAUUUGAUCACCAACGUCGGAUCAGGAGGUGGUGGUGCGGUCGCCGUGAGCGCUCCUUCUGCUGGAGGUGCUGCUGCCCCCGCCGCGGUUGAGAAGGUAGAGGAGAAGAAGCCGGAGCCCGAGGAAGAGAGCGACGACGAUAUGGGAUUCGAUCUCUUCGACUAGACUGUUCGAAAGGUACGCCUGAUGGCGCAGAUGUGAAAUGCUUGAAAAAAAUAGUCCUGUCAAUUGCUUUAUAUAAAAGUGUAUCUACUGGACGACAAUAAAGAGGCCAUUGAAAAGAACAGGAAAAACUACAUUGACUCGGUAAACGUGAAGCUAACAAGAAGGUUUUACAUACGGCGUGAAAUCUUGAGGCUUUUCACGCCGUUGGAAAAUGUCUCAACUAUUGAUGGGUCUGUAUUUGAUGCGUAACUGGCUGGAAUUGCAGGAGUUUUGAAAAAUCCCGAAUAUCGUUUAAUUAGGUGGGGAGCAUUACGAGCUUGAGCUCCCAGAAGUGCAGUUUUCUGUUAGUUUCGAUAUAGAUUAAACCCUAUUUCCGCUGUAAUCAUAUGGAGUCCAUCUCCCUUGCCUUAUUUUACAACUCUUUUUCCAUACGGAAUUUUCCGAAUAGAGAACUUCAUCUCGAGACGGUGUUUUGAAUCCGG